AUGGUUAAAAACAGACCAACACCAACACCAACACCAACACUACCACCACCACCAACACCAAGACCAACACCAACACUACCACCACCACCAACACCAACACAACCAACACCAAGAUCAACACCAACACCACCACUACCACCACCACCAACACCACCACCACCAACACCAACACCACCAACACCAAUGGAUUAUCAAUUAUUUCAACAUCACCUACAAGCACAACCUUUUUAUCAACCGCUUCUGCAAAUGCAGCCAGUGCAUCCGUGGCAACAGUGGCACUGGCUGCAGCAGCAGCAACAGCCAUGGCUGCAGCAACAUCAAUGGUUGCAACAGCCACUUCCGCUACAGAUGCUUCAACAGCCACAAGAACCGCAACAGCAACAACAGCAACAACCGCGAAAACGGCAACAGCAGCCACAACAACGGCAACAACAGCCACAACAACGGCCACAACAACGGCAACAACUUUUGAUUCGGAUCAAAUUGUAA
Messenger RNA from Malaya genurostris, 489 nucleotides. RefSeq lists its product as uncharacterized. The record is from RefSeq and is a predicted model, not a curated record. Bases 1 to 489 code for a protein of 162 amino acids. NCBI's taxonomy places the organism in Eukaryota, Metazoa, Arthropoda, Insecta, Diptera, Culicidae. The transcript has 2 exons.